Arctia plantaginis is the source of this 867-nucleotide messenger RNA. NCBI's taxonomy places the organism in Eukaryota, Metazoa, Arthropoda, Insecta, Lepidoptera, Erebidae. The record is from the annotation of a GenBank genome assembly.
AUGUUUAGUACGUUGGACGACACUUUCUUACCUUACCAGGUGUUCAACACCUAUAUUAGAAAAGAAUGUAUAGCCGUCAAUAUAAAUCGUAUAGAAGUACCCCCUCUAGUAGAAUUAGGCACAGACUCUGUCAUUCUUGACUGCAACUACAGCACAGGCGUGAAACCAGGACCUGGCCUUGUAAUCAAGUGGUUCUUUAACGGGUCUACGGGAUUGGUGUAUCAGUGGAUUCCACCAAGACAACCCCAGGUGAUAGGACUUUUAAAAGGAAAAGUCGAUAUGACCUUUAAAAUUUCAGAAGAACCUCUACAAGCUUACCGUGCUAUUAAGAUAUUACGCCCCAGUACACACCUGAGCGGCAACUACACGUGUGUGGUAUCCACCUUUAUAGAAGAAGAUCGGCAAACGAAAUCAAUGCUGGUAUAUAGUCCAGGAAAGAAUUUUCAUUUCACUCAGGAGAAACAUUAUGUUUUCUUAGUAACGUUGAUAUGUGCAGCCGAAGAUUUGUAUCCAAGACCUCUGUUAACGAUAUUGUCAAAAGGUUUCAGCAAAGUAAACAUUCGGAAGCCUUUAGAGCAAGCCGUUACAGACAUGAGAAUGGACUCUUGGGGUAUGUACUCGGUGGAGACGAGAGCAGAAGUUCACGACGAUGACGUCAGUCAUCCCUUCGAAGAGUUCGUAUGUGUUCUGAGUUUGCCCCUCGCUAAUUACACAGCAAACAGAACUACAAUUUAUCACCCAGGUCUUAUGCCCACGGCACUCAUCGCUGCCAUCGAAGUGGAAAAGCCACAGGAGCAUCAAGCAAACAGUAAGGCUAACAGUUUUCAUUUAUUGUGUGUGACUUUACACACGUAUUAUAAUGACUAA